AUUGACAAAAAAUUUGGUGAGGUCACCCGCAACAAAAACAUGAAAACAUAAUAACUUAGACGCCCAAACUUCAUCAUCGCUGGGACCUCUGCCGCCAUCAGCAGAUGCCGGCGGCCGGCAAAGACGGCGUCGCUGGAGCUCCUAGAAACUUUUGGGGAGACACGCCUGCGACGGAGGAAGAGUACUACGCUUCACAGGGCAUCCAUGGUACAAAAUCUUAUUUCAGUUCCCCUCACGGCGCAUCCCUCUUCACACGAUCUUGGAUACCGCUUACGCCGCCGCGCGCCGUCGUAUUUAUGAUCCACGGUUACGGAAACGACAUCAGCUGGACCUUCCAAUCCACCCCCAUCUUCCUUGCCCGCUCCGGCUUCGCCUGCUUCGCCCUCGAUCUCCCCGGCCAAGGCCACUCCUCCGGUCUCCGCGCCUUCGUCCCCGACCUCCGCGCCGUUGCUGAUGACUGCAUCACCUUCUUCCGCUCCACCCUCUGUUCCAACCCUUCCCUUCUCGCCCUCCCAAAAUUCCUUUACGGGGAAUCCAUGGGCGGCGCUCUCUGCCUUUUAAUUCAUCUACGCCUCAAUGAUCUUCAAAAUGACGACAAUGAUUGGUCUGGCGCAAUCCUAGUGGCACCGAUGUGUAAAAUCGCGGACGAGAUGCGGCCGCGGUGGCCGAUCCCGGAGAUACUAACCCUAGUGGCGCGGUUCCUGCCGGCGCUUCCAGUUGUCCCGACGGGGGAUCUGGUGGAGAAGUCAGUGAAGGUUAAAGAGAAGCGAGCUGUGGCGAUUGCGAAUCCGAUGAGAUAUCUUGGAAAGCCGAGGUUGGGGACAGUGUUGGAGCUGCUCCGGGCGACGGAUGAGCUUUCACGGAGGCUGCCGGAGGUUAGCAUACCGUUUCUGGUGCUUCAUGGAAGCGGGGAUGUAGUAACGGAUCCGGCGGUGAGCAGAGAGCUGUACGCGACGGCAAGGAGUGAUGACAAGAGUAUUAAGAUCUACGAUGGAUUGUGGCAUUCGCUUCAGUUUGGGGAGACGGAGGAAAAUGUGGAGAUGUUCAGGAGGGAUGUGCUUAAUUGGCUUGAUCGGAGAUGUGGAAGGGGAGAUGGAGGUGAUGCUGCUACUGCUGCUUGUUCAUCUACAACAGUUGAUCAAAAUAUUUGGCACUUAAGAGUCAGUUGACCAUGAUCGAUGUCAACGUAUGAUGAAGUGGCUGAAGAAGUUGAAAGCUUUCAAAUCAUUAUUGUUCUUAUCUUUACGACUAUUGGCGAAGGAAAAGAUGGCUAAGUUUAUGGUAAUUUUACUCCAUUCUAAGGUUAGCUUACCUCAAUUUGGUCAAAUUGCUCAACAUGGCCUAUGGUAUUCUAAUAGGUUAACUUGAGUCAAAGUGAAUGAAUUGGUUACAUCAAGAGCCAAUUAGGGCCAAGUCUUUCAUAG
Messenger RNA from Dendrobium catenatum, 1424 nucleotides. RefSeq names its product caffeoylshikimate esterase. The record is from RefSeq and is a predicted model, not a curated record. The transcript has 2 exons. Gene Ontology annotation, molecular function: lipase activity. Lineage: Eukaryota; Viridiplantae; Streptophyta; Magnoliopsida; Asparagales; Orchidaceae. Bases 105 to 1169 code for a protein of 354 amino acids. Gene Ontology annotation, cellular component: membrane.